AUGAGGGGUCAACUCACAAUCGACACAAACACAGUGAACAGAAACCUCAAACUGUCUGAAGACAACAUGAAGGUGACACAUGAAGAGGAGCUUCAGUCAUAUCCUGAUCAUCCAGACAGAUUUGAUUACAGGCAUCCUCAGCUGCUGUGUAGAACUGAUCUGACUGGUCGCUCUUACUGGGAAGUUGAGUGGAGAGGAGUUGUUUACGUAUCAGUGAGUUACAGAGGGAUCAAGAGGAGAGGAGGCAGUGAAGACUGUAUGUUUGGAGGAAAUAAUCAGUCCUGGAGUCUGAGAUGCUCUGAUCGUCAUGGUUUCUCUGUCUGGCACAAUAACAUAAAAGCACCCAUAUCCUCCUCCUCCGCCAUCUCUAACAGAGUAGCAGUGUAUGUGGACUGUCCUGCUGGUAUUCUGUCCUUCUACAGCGUCUCCUCUGACUCUCUGAUCCACCUCCACACCUUCAACACCACAUUCACUGAACCUCUGCUUCCUGGGUUUAGAGUUUGGUAUGCUGGUUCCUCAGUGUUUUUGUGCUGAUUGAGUCUAAAGAGUCUCCUUCUGUCAGAGAAAGCCUCUCCCUGUUGAACAGAUAGUUCA
Molecule: messenger RNA, 594 nt
Organism: Fundulus heteroclitus (mummichog)
Lineage: Eukaryota; Metazoa; Chordata; Actinopteri; Cyprinodontiformes; Fundulidae
Product: stonustoxin subunit beta-like
Exons: 2
Coding region: 1-534 (177 amino acids)
Molecular function (GO): protein binding
Source: RefSeq, a predicted model, not a curated record